Molecule: messenger RNA, 753 nt
Organism: Danaus chrysippus (African queen)
Lineage: Eukaryota; Metazoa; Arthropoda; Insecta; Lepidoptera; Nymphalidae
Source: the annotation of a GenBank genome assembly
AUGGAUCAUUAUCUCACAACAUACAGGAAAGACUAUCUAUGGCCAAAUUUACCUGGUUCAGGGUCCGGUGGCGAAGGCGGCGGUCUAGCUGAGGUGCCAAAGCUUUCUGGUCAAGAGCUAGCCUUCUACCAAGCAUGCAUGCAGCACACACGACCUCCAGACUGCCGAUGUCCACAGUACUCCGGUGGAGAAAUGCCGCAGCUACCUCCAGGGAAAGAAGGAGGAUGGAGUAGAAGUGAGUUAAUGGGUCCGAUGCUAGAUCCAAAGCUUUAUCCAGUACGUGUAGGAGCGAGCCCAGAGACCUCCACGUCACGCUAUGACCAACCUAAUGCGUUCUUAGAUAAGCUGCAAUCAAAGUAUCCCAUGCUGUACAGCAUUCUACAGAAUGAAGCGUCCCCAGAGCUCAAGCAGCGUAUAGACAGAGAUCGUAAUAAGACGACCUACCAAAAGGAUUACUGUGAAUCUGGUCCAGGAGCUAAAUUCGAGGGUCUUCAACGGGCUGCUGAUGAAAGCGGUACCGGACCCUGCGCUCAGCCGAUGCGGCUCCCGGGAGACCCUUGUAGAGUGGGACCGAAACCGAGAAGAUCUACACCGAGGACCAUGUCCAAACAAGCCGGUGCGAGCAGCGGCGGUGAUGCCAGAACUAAAUGCGAAACAACAUCUGCAGUACCUCCGUUGGGUAAAACGGAAUACCAAGACGGAGUCUCGAAGCUCGGCGCCAUCAUCAUGCGGGACAAACUACACAGAAGAUGA